AUGGACUGGUUGGUCAAGCAUUGUGUCAGUUUGGACUGUACGACUAAGAGGGUCGUAUUGAGAACUGAAGGGGGCAAUGAAGUAGUUGUGAUUGCGGAACGUCAAAAUUACUUGGCUAACGUGAUCUCUGCACUGGUAGUUGAGAAACUUGUUCGCAAGGGAUGUGAGGUGUAUUUGGCCUACGUAAGUGUUUCCGCUUCUGAGGACUCUACUGUUAAGGACAUUAGAACUGUGAGGGAUUUUUCGGACGUCUUUCUUAAGGAGCUACUGGGUUUACCUCUGAAUCGGGAAGUGGAGUUUGGGAUUGAGCUUCUUCCUGGUACAGUUUUGGUGUCUAUCGCUCCCUAUCGAAUGGCACCAAAGGAGCUUAGAGAGCUCAGGGCUCAAAUUCAGAAGUUAUUGGAUAUAGUAACAUUUCUGGGUCAUGUGGUGUCUGCUGAGGGGAUUCGAGUCGAUCCUCAAAAAAUUGAGGUUGUAUUAGACAGGAAGCAGCCUAAGAAUGUGUCUGAGAUCUGCAGCUUUUUGGGGCUGGCAGGUUAUUACCGACGGUUUGUGGAAGGGUUUUCAUUGAUCGCAACACCCUUGACUAAGCUGUUACGUAAAGGUGUACUGUUUGAUUCGAUUAAUGCACAACAAGAGAGCUUUGAGAAGCUUAAGACUGUCCUGACUGAGGCUCCUGUUUUGGUACAGUGUGAACCUGGAAAGGAGUUCACGAUUUAUAGUGAUGCAUCACAUAAAUUAGCUAAGCUCUACAUAUUGAAAAUAGUGAGACUGCAUGGGGUACCUGUCUUGAUCAUUUUCGAUCGGUAUCUUCGUUUCAAGUUUCGAUUCUGGAAGAAGCUUUAUGAGGCUCUGGGUUCAGUAUUGCUUUCCAUCCUCAGACAGUUGGUCAGUCGGAGAGGUGGGGAGAAGUACUUGUCGUUAGCGGAGUUUGCCUACAAUAAUAGCUUACAGUCUAGCAUCCAUAUGGAACUUUACGAGGCACUGUACGGUUGUAAGUGUCGUAGUCCUUUAAGUUGGACUGAGUUGGGCGAGCGACGUGUUCUAGGUCCUGAGUUGGUCUCUAAGACAGAGGAUAAGAGCUACUGCUCUGAUCCCACACAUGUUGUUUCUAUUGAGGAGAUUGAGGUUAGGCCAGACUUGACCUUCAAGGAGGAGCCGGUUCAGAUUCUGAAGCAUGAUAUAAAGGUCCUUCGGAAAAAGUCUAUUCCCUUAGUGAAGGUUUUGUGGCGUAAUCAUAGCACUGAGGAGGCCACGAUUUUUACUCUGGACAUUGGUAUGUCCAGAGGCAGUCAAGUUGUUGGCGCCGUUUCUGGGGAGGCAACCUCACUAUAUUAG
This is a messenger RNA of Gossypium raimondii (Peruvian cotton), 1338 nucleotides long. RefSeq lists its product as uncharacterized. The coding region runs from base 1 to 1338 and encodes 445 amino acids. Gene Ontology annotation, molecular function: nucleic acid binding. The record is from RefSeq and is a predicted model, not a curated record. Lineage: Eukaryota; Viridiplantae; Streptophyta; Magnoliopsida; Malvales; Malvaceae. The transcript has 6 exons.